This is a messenger RNA of Dipodomys spectabilis (banner-tailed kangaroo rat), 3779 nucleotides long. It is a transcript of the gene Pogk, whose product is annotated as pogo transposable element derived with KRAB domain. Gene Ontology annotation, molecular function: DNA binding. The transcript has 6 exons. Gene Ontology annotation, biological process: regulation of DNA-templated transcription. Bases 161 to 1990 code for a protein of 609 amino acids. Gene Ontology annotation, cellular component: nucleus. NCBI's taxonomy places the organism in Eukaryota, Metazoa, Chordata, Mammalia, Rodentia, Heteromyidae. The record is from RefSeq and is a predicted model, not a curated record.
CACCCUCAGCUGCCGGCCGGACCCUCCCUCCUCCCACCACGUGUUCUCCGCGCUCCCUCCCGAGGGCCCGCGCGCACGGGAAGCCGGAGGGGCGGCCGGGAUGGCGCAGUGACAGCCGGGGCCGCCGCCGACGCGCCCACCCCACCCCCUGCGGCCGGAAAUGGAGUCUACAACCUACCCUCUCAAUUUGACCCUGAAAGAAGAAGAGGAAGAAGAAGAGAUUCAGUGCCAGGAACUGAAGGAUGGCCCAACCGAUAUGCAAAAAGUACGAAUCUGCUCAGAAGGUGGAUGGGUUCCAGCCCUAUUUGAUGAGGUGGCCAUAUAUUUUUCUGAUGAGGAGUGGGAAGUUUUGACGGACCAACAAAAGGCCCUCUACCGGGAAGUGAUGAGGAUGAAUUAUGAAACUGUUCUGUCCCUGGAAUUCCCAUUCCCUAAGCCAGACAUGAUCACUCGUUUGGAACGGGAGGAAGAGUCUCAUAAUUCUGAGGAGUGGCAGCUACAAGGAGGACCCGUUACAGAAAAUGAAGAAUCUGAUGUGAAGCCUCCAGAUUGGGCAACCCCCAUGAAUACCACCUCCCACUUCCCUCAGCCUCAGCAUCUUGACAGCUUUGGUCUGCGCCUGCCUCGGGACAUCACUGAGCUGCCUGAAUGGAGUGAGGGGUAUCCCUUCUGCAUGGCCAUGGGCUUCCCGGGGUAUGACCUCUCGGCUGAUGACAUAGCUGGGAAGUUUCAGUUCAGCCGGGGCAUGCGCCGCAGUUAUGACGCAGGAUUCAAGUUGAUGGUGGUAGAGUAUGCCGAGAGCACCAACAACUGCCAGGCUGCCAAGCAGUUUGGAGUAUUCGAAAAAAACGUUCGAGACUGGCGCAAGGUGAAGCCACAGCUGCAGAAUGCCCAUGCCAUGCGACGGGCAUUUCGAGGCCCCAAGAAUGGCAGGUUUGCUCUGGUGGACCAACGCGUGGCUGAGUAUGUCAGAUACAUGCAGGCCAAAGGGGACCCCAUAACCAGGGAGGCGAUGCAGCUGAAAGCUCUUGAAAUUGCCCAGGAAAUGAACAUUCCAGAGAAAGGGUUCAAAGCAAGCUUGGGUUGGUGUCGAAGAAUGAUGAGAAGGUAUGACCUGUCUCUGAGGCACAAAGUACCUGUACCCCAGCACCUGCCUGAAGACCUGACUGAGAAGCUCAUCACUUACCAGCGGACCGUGUUAUCUUUGCGCAGGGCGCAUGACUACGAGGUGACACAGAUGGGGAAUGCAGACGAGACACCCAUCUGCUUGGAGGUGCCAUCCAGGGUUACUGUUGACAACCAGGGUGAAAAACCUGUGUUGGUCAAGACUCCAGGCAGGGAGAAACUAAGGAUCACGGCCAUGCUUGGUGUCUUGGCUGAUGGGAAGAAGUUACCUCCAUAUAUCAUUUUGAGGGGAACCUACAUCCCCCCAGGAAAGUUCCCCAGCGGGAUGGAAAUCCGCUGCCAUCGCUAUGGGUGGAUGACUGAAGACUUGAUGCAGGACUGGUUGGAAGUGGUGUGGAGACGCAGGACAGGAGCACUUCCCAAGCAACGAGGGAUGCUGAUCCUGAAUGGCUUCCGGGGACAUGCCACUGAUUCUGUGAAGAGUUCCAUGGAGAGUCUGAACACGGACAUGGUGAUCAUCCCCGGGAGCCUAACCCCACAGCUGCAGGUGCUGGAUGUGGUGGUCUACAAGCCACUGAAUGACAGUGUGCGUGCCCAGUACUCUAACUGGCUUCUGGCUGGGAACCUGGCGCUCAGCCCUACUGGGAAUGCCAAGAAACCACCCCUGGGUCUCUUCCUGGAAUGGGUCAUGGUGGCAUGGAACAGCAUCUCAAGUGAAUCCAUUGUCCAAGGGUUCAAGAAGUGCCACAUCUCUAGCAACUUGGAGGAAGAAGAUGAUGAACUGUGGGAAAUCGAAAGUGAGUUGCCAGGAGGAGGAGAACCACCGAAAGAAUGUGAUGCUGAGAGCAUGACUGAGGGCAACUGAAGGACCAAGGUAACAAAUGACACUAUGGUUGAAACGGUUGGGGAAAAUCCUCAAGAUCAUUCUUGAAAGUGUGGAUGCCCAGGGAGCUCCAGGAAGAGGCAGUGUGGGGCUCACAACAGUCAAGAUCCACCAGCAGCCAGGACGUCUCAGGGCACAGCCCCUCAUGCCCUGCCCGUGAAGUGUCAGCAAAAUCUCGGACCUUUAGGCACACCAGAGACUAAAACAGAAAUGAAACUUGGCCCCUGUCUUCUUUUGGAGCUGACUCCAUCUGUCCAUCAAAGAAAUGUGUAAAUACUACCCAGCAAAGAUGUAGGCUGGAGAAGAGACCAUCUGUUCACCACCAACAAGAGACAUCUUAUGGAUACAGCUCUAGUGGUGUCCUUUGGUUAAAAAAAAAAAAAAACUCAAUACUCUGCCUUUGAAAAUGCUUCCAAAAGUAGAACCUGUCCCCACAUGGAUCAAGACUACAGAAAAGAUUUUGUACAAAUAUGUCACUUAUGCACACCUGCUACUUACACAUUUCCUUUUGAGAAACUGAUUUACUAAGGAUAACUAUAAAAUCAACACAUACUGGCCUGGUGCCAGAAGAUGGCUUUUCUAUAGACAAACAACAGUACUGUGGAAGAUGGAAUUCACACAAAUAAUGCUGUUUUACUUAUCUUCCAAAUCUGGUUGGCAGCUAGACUUUUAGGGUCUUGUUUAAUGGCCCUAUUUUUUUCAUUGUUGUAUUUGAUGAUAAGGCAAGCACUUAGUACUGAAGUCCUGUUUUUCAAGCUGCCUGCAGAAGUCACUGAACUCUGUUGUCUCCAUGGUAUAAGGCCCUUUGGCUCAUCUGAUACUUGUUUUAAUUUCUGUAACGUUCGUGUCACAGAGACAGUGGAAGGUUUUAGCCCCAGCUGUUUCAUGACUAACCUCCAAGAACAGGAGGCCAUUGGAUUUUUACAUGCAUUACAUGCAUUCCCACAUAAUUUGAGUAUUUGAAAACAUUUCUUCAAAGCUAUCUGUGCUACAAAAAAAAUGUAUAUCAGAACCUCAAAGACAAAGCCAUUGCUAGAAUUAACAUUCCAAAAACCACUUCUCCUUCCUGUACACUGGACUCACAUACAUUUUAUAAGAUGUUUUUGGCUUCCUGCAACACCUAUUUCUACUCAGGUACUCAUUUUCCUGUUGGUCCUUUUCUGAUCUUUUUAAUCCAGUUGCACAGUCACACACAAGGUGGGCAAUUUCACUUCUAGUAUCUGAAUGCUGUUCAGUGUUUGACUUAAGUCCCUCUUUGCUUUUUUUUACCUAUAAUGCCUUUGGUCAUCCAGAAGUGGCAUUUAAACCUUACUAUUUUCCAUUCCAUUUCUAUUUAAUUUUUUUCCUCCCACUAGCGUACUUUCUAGCCCUUUCUUUUUCAUGUCAUUUCUCUUGCAGUGGGAGCUUAAAAGAUGUCAUGAAAUCUAAUUUAAGGUUCCUGCAUGGGAGCCACAGUUGUCUUGCCCAGAAUAGUAGAAAAUGGGUUCGACUCCUGUUUCAUUCCCCAUCACCUCAAGUCUCAUUGUCAGCUGCGAGAUAAUGCCUUAUAGGUUGCAUAGCACUGGAACUUUCCUAGAGUGAUGGCUUUGCUGUCAGGGUCUUCUGGGCUCACUCUUCCAUUCCCUUACUAUGAUCUAUGCCUAACAGAGCCCUUAUCCAACUGUUUUGCAGAAAGGCUGUUCGCCUAGAAUUCGUAUAGCACACAAGAUAUAGUUGUAUCUCCUAGUGAUAGGAACUGACCCCAACAAUAAACUUUGAUAAUUAAAACAGU